AUGGUUACCGACAGAUGUACUACGUCAUCGCUUAUUUGCUACUUGUGUAUCACCUACCCACGAUACGUUGUCUUAUUCCAACUGCUCGUCUCACUGGAUUUGGCAUCCCAUUAUAUGCACAUGUACGCCUCAUUGAGCUCUGGAUCUACUAGCCACAAAAACGUUGGAUCUCGAUCCAAACUUUUGCAGCUUUACUACGAGAACAAUAAAGUCCUGUUCACUGUCUGCGCGGCAAACGAGCUCUUCUACGUGGGACUCUACUUAUAUAGUUUCCCAUUGAAGACCCCACCCAACCUUGGCUACUAUGGAUCAAUUCCCUUAAGUUACGCGACUCUGAUCUGCAUUUCAACCUUCCCACUGUGGUUACUCAAGCAAUGCCUCAAUGUCAUUCAAAUGGUCCAGGCUGCUCUCAAGCUUGCAGAAACAGAUGCUCAAGAGAAGAACAAGCUACUCAAAUCACAAUAA
Molecule: messenger RNA, 465 nt
Organism: Wickerhamiella sorbophila
Lineage: Eukaryota; Fungi; Ascomycota; Dipodascomycetes; Dipodascales; Trichomonascaceae
Product: CDP-diacylglycerol--inositol 3-phosphatidyltransferase
Exons: 1
Coding region: 1-465 (154 amino acids)
Biological process (GO): phosphatidylinositol biosynthetic process
Cellular component (GO): Golgi apparatus
Molecular function (GO): CDP-diacylglycerol-inositol 3-phosphatidyltransferase activity
Source: RefSeq, a predicted model, not a curated record